Molecule: messenger RNA, 1022 nt
Organism: Daldinia caldariorum
Lineage: Eukaryota; Fungi; Ascomycota; Sordariomycetes; Xylariales; Hypoxylaceae
Exons: 2
Coding region: 283-888 (201 amino acids)
Source: RefSeq, a predicted model, not a curated record
AACUUCCCGUAACUUAGACAUGCAUUUCGAUUGUGGAGGAUCGAGCAUCCCACGCAUAUCGGAUCCUGCAGUAUAUUAGAAUGAUAAUUGUUUCCCCGACGGUCUCUCGAUACCACAUUGGGGUACUUUAAUUGAACCCCUCAUUUUGUCCUACUUAUGAAUCUUUUCCCUUUGCUUUACUCGUCGUCACAACAGCUUGUACAUUUGAGAUAAAGUCACCAUAUAAUCAGAAUCGCUGAGGAAUCAAACACUUACAGAAGUAUCACUUGAUAUCCACACAACAUGACCUCAGGCUCUAGUAGUUCAAACGAACCGGCGAAGCCGUCUCCGCAGCUUUCUCCGGAUCUUCCGAGUACUACCACGUACCUAACAGGCCAUAAUGAAGAGGGAAAAGCGAUCAUACAGUCAGUGAGGCCAGCAUCGUGGAAGGCCUUCGAAGGGGGUAUUAUGGGCUUCAACCAGAUUUAUACCAACAAAUUCUUGCCGGAUCUGAACAAUGAUGCCGAUAUAAAAUUCCACGAGGAGAUAGUCGCGGGAGGAAACCUUGGAUUAGCCACCAAAGGCGGAACUGUCUGCCGUAUGGUCGACUUCGGACCGCAGUAUGAGUGUAUGAUGCAUAGAACCAAGUCGCUGGACUUUGGUAUAUUGAUCGAGGGCGAACUGGAGUUGAAGCUAGACGACGGCAGUAUCACAAAUAUGAAGCGUGGUGAUAUAGCAGUUCAGAGAGCAACGAUGCAUUCCUGGCGCAAUCCGAGCACCACUAACUGGGCUCGCAUAGUUUUUGUGCUUCAGGAUACUCAGCCGUUGUUUGUCGGGGGAAAGAAGUUCGGAGAAGACUACGGUAGAGGCACCACAGAUCUUCCACGGAGCGGGAAUGACGAUGAUUAAGUCUCUAGAUGUACUAGAAUUUAGAUUUAGAUGACGCUCUUUUAUAAAGGCGAGGAAAUGGUGAGAAAUGUGUACCUACCUAAGGUACCUAGAUACCUGACUUUAUUAAAUGUAAUAAAGCGAGCUACCUAAAA